Molecule: messenger RNA, 681 nt
Organism: Acanthosepion pharaonis
Lineage: Eukaryota; Metazoa; Mollusca; Cephalopoda; Sepiida; Sepiidae
Source: the annotation of a GenBank genome assembly
AUGGUAUUUCUCUUCUUUCUUUCUUUCUUUCUUUCUUUCUUUCUCAAUUUUCUCUUCUUUCUUUCUUUCUUUCUUUCUUUCUUUAUUUUCUUUCUCGUUCCAUUUUCUUUUUCUUUUCUCAUUUCAUUUUCUCUUCUUUCUUUCUCGUUCCAUUUGAUCUUUCUUUCUUUCUUUCUUCUUGUUCCAUUUCCUAUUCUUUCUUUUUUAUUCCAUUUUUUUCCUUCUUUCUUUCUUUCUUUCUUUCUUUCUCAUUCUAUUUUUACUUCUUUCAUUCUUUCUUUCUUAUUCCAUUUUCUCUCUCUUUUUAUUUUCUUUCUCGUUCCAUUUUCUUUUGCUUCUUUUCUCGUUUCAUUAUUUCUUUCUUUCUUUCUUUCUUUCUUUCUUUCUUUCUUUCUUUCUUUCUUGUUCCAUUUUCUAUUUUUUCUUUUUCAUUCCAUCUUCUCCUUUCUUUCUUCCUUUUGCUUUUCUUCUUUAUUUUUAAUACUUUCUUUUUAUCUUAUUUCUCUCAUCUCACGGCUAGAAGUAGUCUACAAGGACAGCGAUGUCAACGAUAGCAGCAUUUUCGCGCAAGGUGACUAUCGGCGCGUUAUCUUUACCGAGUUAUCUCCCCAUUAUCUGGACGCAUACACUCGGCCCAGCAAUAGGCUGCUUAUCUCAACCAGGGUCUCUGCAUUAUUCUGA